AAGCAAAACCCAUCUAUCCAGGGCUUUCGGAGGAAAAGGGACGCUGUGCAUGUGGGAUCAAGGAUCAGGAGUGUGAGAGAGGCAAAUCAACAGAUUUGGGCGCAAGUUAGGCGAUAUAAGUCCGCCCGUCGCCAAGUUCGCUUGAAAUUUCUUUCCAUUGAACCGUUCACCUCCCAACCACCUCUCCUGGCCCUUCCUCGACCCAAAUGCACGUAGUCCCUCCUCUCAACAUGUCCAACAUCCUCGCACACGACGCUCCUCUUAUGUCCCCAACCACCGCCGAAUGGGAUCACGUUCCCUUCUCACCGACCCAGCUCGACACUUUUGGUCUUCAGCUUCAAUAUCCUGUUUCUCCGACACCUUCACAUGCCAUGAGCCAUAUGCAGUCACCUAUACCUGCUGCUAUGAUGUUGCGAGGCAGGCUGAGCCCAGAUUACUCCGACUCUGAACCCCAGAUGUGUGUUCCUACCCAUCAAGUGUUCGACUGCCCACCGGCACCUGUUUCUCCUGAGCCUGCCUCAGAGGUUGCUGAGCCCCCAGCUAGGCUUUCCAUCACUGUGAACCCUCCUUCGAGCGUUGUUCCCGCAAAGCGGGCUUCAAGCGCGACGCCAAGCACAAGCAAGAAACCGCGGGCUGCUGAGCGUGUUACGACCAAGGACUUCGUUCCCCCCGAUGUCUCAGGUCUGAGCAAGAGGGAAGCUCGUCUGGUGAAGAACCGUGCUGCUGCUUUCCUGAGCAGACAACGGAAACGAGAGGAGUUUGAGAACAUGGAAAUCCGAGUAGCGGAACUAGAACAGGAGAAUGCUCGUUUGCUUGCGCUUGCGAAUAACAAGCCUGAGCCUCAGGAGGAUUUGGUCUCCGAGGUUGAGCUGCUGCGCCGUCAAUUAGCUGCAGCUGAGGAGCGCGAACGCGAACUGAACGAGGAGCUCUCACGUAAAGAAGCUGCCCGUUCGCAACCGGUGAAGAUGGAGAUGGUGGAAGAUUCACCUUUACCAUCACGUUCGGCAUCAGUACAGCCGCAGAUGAAGAGCGGAGCUAGCCUCGGUCUUAUGGUCUUGCUUUGCGCUUUGCCUACGCUUCUGUCGGUCCCUACGCAUUCGGCGCUGCCCACUUCGUUUUCGUUCCCCAUCUCGGAUUCUUCUUCCCUCCCGCCAUCGUCCUCGACAUUCGACAUCAAUUCGUUCAUGCCGGGCGACUUUGACUGGUCGUUCAAUGGCGGGUCGAUCAUGGACUUGGACGUAGACAACCACGGUCGGGUGAGCGGUUCUACGCUUUCGAGCGCAGGCAACGGCAAGAAACUGGAGUUCGUCGACGUCGAUUCGGAGGCGCUUGGUUUGAGCGGUUUGGACAUUUCGUUUGAUGCUCAGGCAUCACAGGACGGCAAGAUCCGGGUUCGCAUCCACCCUCCUCCGGCAUCGACGCCUCCCACUUCAGCCCCUUCGCCCGAGUCGCAUUCUGAAGGCGAGGACAUGUCGGUGUGGGGCGGUAGCGAGGUCUCUGGUCCCACUUCUGAUGCGAGCUCGAGUUCUCUUGCAGGUGCACUUGGUAAUCCACCGGAGGGGGAUCAGCUCGGGCCUUUCCUUGGUAUUGGCGGCGAUAUGGACUUUGGCUCGCUAUCACAUCUGUCCGGCAUGUCGAUAGACGCAGGUGGGGUGGCUUUCCCGCCGUACUCGUCGAUGGACACGGGAUUUGACUUUGGCGGCUUAUCAUCGACAUCCUCAUCUGGCCGGCGUAGAGUGAGGAUCGCGCUGAAGAGCCUUCCUGGAGAGGGCGCUGAAGGCGGCGAGUGGGAAGUCCAAGUCUGCUGAAUAGAAAUGAACUUUCAUGGUCGUUAUAAUGGUUUGAAUAUGUCUCUUUAUUGCGGGUUAUUGUUAGUCUUGGUGACGCUUUCUGCCUUCACCCUCCCCUCCUCUCUACACGUACAUUGAUCGUUUAUUACUUGUCCAUGGCUCUCGCUCUCGCACUCGUUUACAUGCACCCUCUCUAUGCACACUUAUACAGAUACAUAUACAUAGCACGCGUCUUGCACCCUUCUAGUUCCUAGUAUUUCUUUUUGAAACUUCGUACCCCUUCUCUUGUUGUAUAUAUUCAAAAGUAGGAUAGCUCUGGCUGCCUCGGUUUUUCUUCGUGUACAUGUGUUGUUUAUUCUUUCUUAUAGUGACCCUGCCAUACAUACCCUUGGAAUAGAUACCUUCGCGUAGUUUUCAUGCAAUGAUCCACUCCUUUCGUUAUGCAUUCCUUACUUAGACUCGGCGGAGACGGACUUCAUCAGAUGGCGACAUCAUAAUAUCAUGCUCCGCGUCCUUC
This is a messenger RNA of Somion occarium, 2307 nucleotides long. Lineage: Eukaryota; Fungi; Basidiomycota; Agaricomycetes; Polyporales; Cerrenaceae. The record is from the annotation of a GenBank genome assembly.